Messenger RNA from Sporisorium graminicola, 1293 nucleotides. RefSeq lists its product as uncharacterized. The coding region runs from base 1 to 1293 and encodes 430 amino acids. The record is from RefSeq and is a predicted model, not a curated record. The transcript has a single exon. NCBI's taxonomy places the organism in Eukaryota, Fungi, Basidiomycota, Ustilaginomycetes, Ustilaginales, Ustilaginaceae.
AUGGUGACCAGAAUACCGUUCGAGGCGGGCCCAAGCUAUACCUCUUCGAACUACUUUGAUCUUUCCCCUCGACGCUCGCUCAACCCGGCAUGCCGCGACGUGCAAGCCGCGCUCUCGUCCUUCCGCUUCUCGUCCAGCACACUCGAGAGCCCCUCAAGCGACGCCAUCCCAGCAAACGUCGCGUCGGAGGAUGACGAAUACGUAGAGCCCUCGUGCUCGCUCAACUCCAACAGCCGCAGACCCAGUGUGCAGAGGACCUCGAGUGCGCCAGAGCCAUCGUCGUCCAAGUCGACGCUGUUCGUAGAGCCCAUGGGGCCCACCAUGCUGCGUCCUUCCCUGGCGCGUUCUUGCUCCGAGAGCCGUGCCUCCGGCGUCUUGGAGCGCCGACGUCACAAGAUCACCUCGAAAAGCAACUCACUGCCAUCGACGCUCAUCCUCGAUUUCACAAACCUCCCCAUGACCAUGGGCGCAGGAAACCUCGGUCUUUUGCGGGCCGCUCGCAAAGCUAUUGCAGAACCAUCUGGCUUUGAUUGGGACCGUGCAGCAACCUCUGCGCCGCCAAGUUCCUUCAAACCGCGGUUUGUCGCACUGCAGGAGCAAAAGUCCAGCGUCAACAGCACGCCCGUUCGACCUGAGAAAACGGCCGUCACCGUGUCGCUACCCGCAUCGACGACGGCAUCCACUUCAACAUCGCCGCAAUCGCCGCGAGUCUCGGUUGGGCUGCCUACGUCGCGCUCCUGUGCCGCGUCCUGCUGGAGCAAAUGUGCCUCUGCUUCCAAUGAGUCGGAAUGGGACUGGGCUUUGGCUGGCACCGCGCGAGCAACGCACGAGGCGAUGCGCUUUAGUGCUUUCAAGGAGAAGAGGGAGCCGGUGCACGACAUCUGGCAGCAGUUGCCCGACUGGGUCAGCCGUCGCUCGUCAUUGGGCGGACGCGAUGCCGACUUGUCGCUGCGCGGGCCGGGGCUGUACAACCCUUUCGGUCCUGCUAAGUCGGCCAAAGACCAAGCAGAAGCAAGCGCAACCGCAAGUUUAGUGGCAGCCGCCGCCGCCGCCACCUCGGCAGCCAUGUCGCUCUCACUCUCGAACCAGAGUCCGCGCAACAGCAUCUCGGGGCGUGGACGUGUUGUCCAGUCCAAGGUUUCGGUGCACGUUCCUUACCGCGUUCUCGAAGAGAUGCCGCCGCCGCAAGAGCUCUCGGUCUCGCCUCGCGCUUCAUUUGUUGGCGCUCGCAGGCCUUCCUUGAGUCCAAGCCGAUCUCAAAGCGUAGAGAGGGUUGCAGCUGCGAUUGCUUAG